This is a messenger RNA of Panicum hallii, 591 nucleotides long. RefSeq names its product NADH dehydrogenase [ubiquinone] 1 alpha subcomplex subunit 1. The transcript has 3 exons. The record is from RefSeq and is a predicted model, not a curated record. NCBI's taxonomy places the organism in Eukaryota, Viridiplantae, Streptophyta, Magnoliopsida, Poales, Poaceae. Bases 130 to 324 code for a protein of 64 amino acids.
GAGUCACCAUUUCUCUGUCCAUUGGCUCACGCCGCGACCAUCCCGUGUUCCCUUGCGCCUUUGGAGAUCCCGCCGCCGCCGUCGACCCCCGCCGCCGCUUGCCGCUUCCUCCCCUUACCGGCUUCCCCGAUGGCGCGGCUGCACUGGCUGGAGGCCAUCCUGCCGCUCGGCAUCAUCGGCGGCAUGCUCUGCGUCAUGGGCAACGCCCAGUACUUCAUCCACAAGGCCGCGCACGGCAGGCCGAAGCACAUCGGGAACGACAUGUGGGACGUCGCCAUGGAGCGCCGCGACAAGAAGCUCGUGGAGCAGUCCUCCGGCAACUAGGGUAUUGAUCAGCCUCAAACUUUUCCGGAUGUUGACGAACCUAUUUCAGAAGCACAGAAGAACUCUUUAGUUUCCUUGUAUAAUGGGAACCAAGGCUUAUGUUUUUGCUUGAAAUCUCAAACAAUUGGGAGAAUAAUGUGUAUGAUGAAUCUGUUUAAUUGAACAAAGUUGGUUUCCUUUGUCAAUUGUGUACCCCAUUUCUUUCCUCCUCCGGAGCAGAAUCAUGAAGAAUUUAACACUGUUUACUGUUGUUAUGACUUUUGGCAA